AUGGCGGAAAAUGAGGUGGAUUUGGACUCCAUCAUAGACAGGCUCCUGGAGGUGCGGGGCAGCAGGCCUGGCAAGCAGGUGCAGCUGCUGGAGACGGAGAUCCGAUACCUGUGCACCAAGGCCCGAGAAAUUUUCAUCUCGCAGCCUAUCUUGCUCGAGCUUGAGGCGCCGAUAAAGAUCUGCGGUGACAUACACGGCCAGUACUACGAUCUCCUCCGUCUGUUCGAGUACGGCGGAUUCCCACCGGAAGCCAACUACCUCUUCCUCGGCGACUAUGUCGACCGUGGGAAGCAGUCCCUCGAGACCAUCUGCCUGCUCCUCGCGUACAAGAUCAAGUACCCCGAGAACUUCUUCGUCCUCCGCGGCAACCACGAGUGCGCGUCCAUCAACCGCAUCUACGGGUUCUACGACGAGUGCAAACGGAGGUACAACAUCAAGUUGUGGAAGACCUUCACCGACUGCUUCAAUUGCCUACCAAUUGCGGCCAUCAUCGACGAGAAGAUCUUCACCAUGCACGGCGGUCUAAGCCCCGACCUGAACUCGAUGGAGCAGAUUAGGCGCGUGAUGCGACCCACGGAUAUCCCCGACUGCGGGCUCCUCUGCGAUCUCCUGUGGUCCGAUCCCGACAAGGACAUUACCGGAUGGAGCGAGAACGACAGAGGUGUCAGCUUCACGUUCGGCCCCGACGUCGUCUCCCGCUUCCUGCAAAAGCACGAUAUGGACCUCAUCUGCCGCGCCCACCAGGUCGUGGAGGACGGCUACGAGUUCUUCUCGAAACGCCAGCUCGUUACUCUGUUCAGCGCGCCCAACUACUGCGGUGAAUUUGACAACGCGGGUGCAAUGAUGAGCGUCGACGAGAGCUUGCUCUGCUCCUUCCAGAUCCUGAAGCCAGCCGAGAAGAAACAAAAGUACGUCCCCAGUCUUGGCAGCGGCAGACCGAUGUCUCCUCGCAACAAGAAGUCCCAGAAGUAG
Molecule: messenger RNA, 972 nt
Organism: Trematosphaeria pertusa
Lineage: Eukaryota; Fungi; Ascomycota; Dothideomycetes; Pleosporales; Trematosphaeriaceae
Product: Metallo-dependent phosphatase
Exons: 4
Coding region: 1-972 (323 amino acids)
Cellular component (GO): nucleus; cytoplasm
Molecular function (GO): protein serine/threonine phosphatase activity
Source: RefSeq, a predicted model, not a curated record